AUGGCCCCUCGGACUCACAUCGCUGUCCUCGGCGGCGGAAUCUCGGGUCUGUCUACGGCAUGGUACCUAGCAAGGACAGCACCUCCCAACGUCAAGAUCACUCUCAUCGAAGGAGCCAAACGAACAGGAGGAUGGUUGCAUUCAGAUCGUGUCGCCGACCCUCAACACCCAAACGGAAAGGGCUCUGUUCUCCUGGAAAGUGGGCCUCGUUCGCUGCGACCGCAAGGUGUCAGCGGCCUCAACACCCUUGAAAUGGUCAGAGAACUCGGCCUGGACUCAAAGAUCGAACCAGUGUCCAAAUCGUCGCCAGCCGCCAUGAACCGAUACAUUUAUUCACACAAGACCCUCCACAAGCUACCUUCGUCCAUCAUGGGUGCUUUGACACACCCCCUCCUCGCCGCAAAGAUACCCCGGGCUGGACUGGAUCUGGUCAAGGGCGGGAGCGGACAGGAGGACGAGAGUAUCCAGGACUUUGUCACCCGUCGUUUUGGCAAAGGGUUUUCGGACGACUUGAUCUCGGCAAUGGUGCAUGGUAUUUAUGCGGGUGAUGUCACCAAGUUAUCGGUCCGGUCGACGUUCGGGAUGCUGUAUCAUAUGGAGAAGGAUUAUGGAUCUGUUGUGUUGGGGAUGCUGUUGGGCGGUGGUGCGGUUGAGACGCCGUGGGAUCUGACGCUGAAGGAGAAGAUUAUCAAGGAGAUGCCGGAUCUGCAGGAGUUUGUAAGCAAGACGAGCAUCUAUUCGUUUACGGAUGGACUGGAGGAGUUGUCGCGGUCUCUGGAGAAGGAUCUUGUGAAGGGUGGUCGUGUUGACAUUCACAAGGACAGUAUCGUUGAAAAGUUGGACGCCAACCUUGACAGCCGUGAUGUUCGGAUAUCGAUCAAGGGACAGGAACCAGUCCACGCCAACACGGUCAUCUCAGCACUACCACCUCUCAAACUCCAAAAGCUCCUGUCAAAGCCCUACCCAGAAUUGACUCACAACCCCUCGGUCACAGUCGCCGUCGUCAACCUCGUCUACUCAGCCGACCAGGCUCGUCUGGCUUCACCCGGGUUCGGAUACCUGAUCCCUCGUUCGGAAAACUCUGCUGUCAACCAUCGGGGACUCCUGGGUGUUGUCUUUGACUCUUGCGCGAUCCCGGAGCAAGACAAAGGGGAGAGCCAAGGCAAGACUUUGAAAUUGACGGCCAUGAUUGGAGGGCACAUGUUUAACGAGGCCCUCUCUCAACUCGCGUCUGGAUCCGGUUCUGGAGCAUCGACAUUGGAUUUGGAGUUGACCGGAUCGCACAAGGAGGAUGUGAAUGAGUUCUUUGCGAAGACUGCGAUGGACGCUGUCAAGAAACAUUUAAAGAUCGAUGCGGCGCCCGAAUUGGUCAAGGUUCAUAUCCACCAUGAGUGCAUUCCGCAGUACCUCGUCGGUCACUUGCAGCGCAUGCAGACCUUGGAUCAGUCCUUCCGAAAGGACUUUGAUGGACUCUUGGGUGUCACGGGGGCUGGGUACCUGGGCAUCAGUGUCAAUGACUGUAUCAAGAACGCCAGGGAGGUCGCUGAGGCUGUGGUGUCGAAACUGGAGGAAGAGGAUGAUGGAGAGGCUCAGCUUGUUGGACGCCAGGAUGCCAUCACAGGCCUUGAGCGUUCCUGGUUCUUGUAA
Messenger RNA from Linnemannia hyalina, 1647 nucleotides. The record is from the annotation of a GenBank genome assembly. Lineage: Eukaryota; Fungi; Mortierellomycota; Mortierellomycetes; Mortierellales; Mortierellaceae.